Molecule: messenger RNA, 2133 nt
Organism: Lolium perenne
Lineage: Eukaryota; Viridiplantae; Streptophyta; Magnoliopsida; Poales; Poaceae
Molecular function (GO): protein binding
Source: RefSeq, a predicted model, not a curated record
UCAUGAUGGAUUACUUCAGGUUACCCAGCUCAGCUCGACCGAACAACCUCGCCCGUCCCCGGCGCCGGCGGCUACCAAAGCUUCUUCUCCCUCCCGCCUCCAAGUCGAUCGAUUGUUCAGGAAUUAGCCUAGAUUGACGAUGGAUCCUUCAGAGAAGAUUAUUCCCCAAAGGCUCGACCACGACAAGAAACCACGCGUGGUUGGCGGGACAUGUUCCCCAGCACCGACUUCGGCGUCGGUGUCCAAGGUGCUCGGCGGUGAUGACCUCCUAAUCGAGAUCCUGCUCCGUGUCAACUUCCCCACCAGCCUAGUCUGCGCCGCCCUGGUGUGCAGGCGGUGGCUACGGCAUGCAUCUGACUCCGCAUUCCUCCGCCGUUUCCGCGAGCUGAACCCACCCUGCAUCCUCGGCUUCUACACCAACCCCUGGACACCACAGCGAACUCCACGUUUCUUCCCGAUGCUGCCUCAGCCUCCAGAGCUUGCCGCCCUAAUCCGUCGAGCAACCUCUUGCUUCGACAAUUACCGAAGAGUACCAGCACUGUCGACCUACAUCUCCGACUGCCGGAACGGCAACAUCCUCUUCUCCCAAAGUGGAGUCAUGAGGGGAGUGCUCAGCCUGCGUUGCUCUGAGAGAGGCAUGGCCAUCGUCCCAAAAUUCCCACCGCCCGAAACCGACAAGUUCUACAGUUACUGUCCAAUCCUCUCAAAAGAAGAUGAUGACAGCCUGUCUUACUUGGCUGUGUUGGUGCAGUCUACCACGGAAUGUUCUAUGGUGGAAAGAAAACAUACAGUGCACGUAUAUAUGCUGCGAGAUGGUGUCUGGUGCAUGCUCAACUCUGCCAUAGGCCAGAUCCCCCCUCCUUGUUUGGCACCAAAACCCGUGAUCAGCAGCGAUAAAAUCUAUAUGCCAUCUGGCAAGAGCGAUGUUGUUGUCUUGGAUUUGACGGCCUCAUGUUACUCCAUAAUUCAUCUACCACAAGGUGUUGAGUAUGGCCUUAAAAACACCAUGUUUUCGCGGGCCAAGUGUGCUGCUGGCGUAUAUCUCGUCCAGAUCAAGGAGCUCCAACUUUGCAUCUGGCUCCACGAGAGUGACAGCUGGUUGCUAGUGGACACCAUUUUCUUGGGUGACACGUGCCCUAGUUUGAGCAUGCUGAGUUGCAAUACUUCUCCGAAAAUAAAAAAUGUGGAGGAUAAUGCCGAGUUUAUGCUCUUGGAGAUGGAUGGGUGCUUGUUUUACUUGGACAUCAAGUGCAGGGCAAUACACAAAGUGUAUGAGAUAACAAAUAAUGAACGAGGGUUCGGUGAAGUCUACCCUUUUAUGAUGAUCUGGCCCCCCACGUUCCCUUUGCUCAAGGAUGAUCCAUCAAGGUUUGCCUCUGGGAAUUUAUAUGUUUUCAAUAUAUACUGCUCUUGUUAAGGAUUCAAAUAUUUGCAAUGUGCCUUGGGUUUUUAUUUUUCCUAUUUAAUCCUUUGUUUCCAUUUGUGCUUUGAGUGUUGAAAUAUGUAGGUUUCAUCAACAGGUCAUUGCAAUCCAUUAGUUGUGGACGCAAUGCAUUGUCACACUUACAAUCCUUAUAAGUUUAACUAUUCGUUCAGUAAUCAGCACAUUGUUUAGUAUAGCUCUACAAAUAUCGGCGAUAGGUAUAUGAUUGACUCCAUAAGACAUUUUUUUGGAAUACUAGUUAAGCAACAUUUGCGAUGCUUUUCAGACCCAUAAGAUGAUUACAAACGCUACUGUUCAUGUUGUACAAGCACAAUUUCUUUGGACAAGGAAAAGAUGUCCAUGCCAAGUGCUGUUGCACUAUUCAUGUUGUACAAGGAAAAUUUCCUUGAGCAAUUGUAUUAUUGUUCAUUGGGGCAACUCUACCAAUGGUGCAAUUGUCUCCAGCUUUCUUGUCAAUUCUCUUAAUUCAUUGAUGCUUAAUUGUGUCCAUCUUGAUCCUUGAUGGUUCCCUCUUCUUUGUAACAGAAAUGCCACGUGAAGAAUAAGCAUGGAUGGAUGAUAAAGCACUUAGUUUUACUUUGCCAUCUCUCUGGCUCUGGUUUCAAUCCUUUCCAGACUUUAAAGCUGAUUCUCAUGCUCAUGGUGAUAUAUGUCUUAUGCUGAUUUUAUGCACCUUAUUAUAUCCCAUG